CCCAAGUGGUGAUGCUGGUGCUGCCGCCGCCUGGACUGCUGAUACUCUAGUGGGGCUGGAAGGGUGGUUCCUUUUUGCACCAUCGCCAGCCAGAGACUGAGGGCGAAAAAAAAAAAAUCCCAGCAGCCGCUGCUGAUGUUGGGUUCGGAGGCUGCGUCCGACUCGGUCACAAGGAAAAUGGAUUCAGUUUGCACCUCUCCCUCCUUUCAACAGCUUCUCCGGGUCUCAGCAUGGGCUUCCAGGGCAGCGGCUAAGGAGACCUUACCAAGGACCACCACGCAGUAGAUGCUGAAACAUCGCACUCCGGGAUAAGAAACAGGAACAUGGCAGCACCCGUGUGAAAGGACUUAAAACCCAACAGACUCCAUUUAGAAAGGAACGAUGUCCAAGAAAGGGCGAAAUAAGGGCGAGAAGCCCGAGGCGCUCAUCGUCGCCCUUCAAGCUGCCAAUGAAGACCUCAGGACCAAGCUCACAGACAUCCAGAUAGAGCUGCACCAAGAGAAGUCCAAGGUAUCGAAGCUGGAAAGAGAGAAGACUCAAGAAGUCAAGAGGAUCCGGGAGCUGGAGCAGCGCAAGCACACCGUCCUGGUGACCGAGCUCAAAGCCAAGCUCCACGAGGAGAAGAUGAAGGAGCUGCAGGCCGUGCGGGAGAGCCUCAUCAAGCAGCACGAGCAGGAGAUGGCGAGGACAGUGAAGGUGCGGGACGGGGAGAUCCAGAGGCUCAAGUCGGCGCUGUGUGCCCUCCGGGACGGCAGCAGCGACAAAGUAAGGACAGCGCUCACCAUGGAGGCCCGGGAGGAGGCCCGGAAACUGUUCGAUGCGGAGCGCAUUAAGCUCCUACAGGAAAUUGCGGACCUGAAAACGGCCAAGAAGCAGGUGGACGAGGCCCUCAGCAACAUGAUCCAAGCGGACAAAAUCAAGGCCGGGGACCUGAGGAGUGAGCAUCAGUCCCACCAGGAAGCCAUCUCGAAGAUCAAGUGGGAGUCCGAGCGGGAUAUCCGGAGGCUGAUGGAUGAAAUCAAAGCCAAGGACAGGAUCAUCUUUUCCCUGGAGAAGGAACUGGAGACUCAGACAGGCUAUGUACAGAAACUCCAGCUGCAGAAGGAGGCUCUGGAUGAGCAGCUCUUUCUGGUCAAGGAAGCUGAGUGCAACAUGAGCAGCCCGAAACGAGAAAUUCCGGGGAGAGCAGGCGAUGGCUCCGAGCACUGCAGCAGUCCUGAUUUGCGGAGAAAUCAAAAGAGAAUAGCUGAAUUGAAUGCCACUAUAAGAAAAUUAGAAGACAGGAAUACCUUGCUUGGAGAUGAACGAAAUGAAUUGUUAAAGCGCGUGCGGGAAACCGAAAAGCAGUGUAAACCUCUCCUGGAAAGGAACAAGUGCCUCGCCAAGAGAAACGACGAGCUGAUGCUGUCCCUGCAACGCAUGGAGGAGAAACUGAAAGCCGUUACCAAGGAAAACUCCGAAAUGAGAGAAAAAAUAACAACCCAUCCACCCUUGAAAAAAUUAAAAUCUCUGAAUGACCUCGAUCAAGCUAAUGAAGAACAAGAGACAGAGUUUCUCAAACUUCAGGUCAUUGAGCAGCAGAACAUUAUUGAUGAGCUCACCAGGGACCGAGAAAAGCUCAUCCGCAGAAGAAAGCAUAGAAGAAGUUCCAAGCCAAUUAAGAGGCCUGUUUUGGACCCAUUUAUUGGUUAUGAUGAUGACUCCAUGGACUCAGAGACAUCAUCCAUGGCCUCAUUCAGAACAGACCGAACACCAGCUACUCCCGAUGAUGACUUAGAUGAAAGUUUAGCAGCUGAAGAAUCUGAGCUACGAUUUCGACAACUAACAAAAGAAUACCAGGCCCUCCAAAGAGCAUAUGCCCUCCUGCAGGAGCAGACUGGAGGCAUCAUCGACGCUGAAAGGGAGGCCAAGGCUCAAGAACAGCUCCAAGCAGAGGUGCUAAGGUAUAAAGCCAAAAUUGAAGAUCUGGAAGCGACUCUGGCUCAGAAAGGGCAGGAUUCACACUGGGUAGAAGAUAAACAACUUUUCAUUAAGAGAAACCAGGAGCUUUUAGAAAAGAUAGAAAAGCAGGAGGCAGAAAAUCACCGCUUACAACAGGAACUGCAGGAUGCCAGAGACCAGAAUGAACUGCUGGAGUUUCGAAACCUAGAGCUAGAAGAAAGAGAGAGACGGUCCCCUCCAUUUAAUCUACAAAUUCACCCAUUCUCAGAUGGUGUGAGUGCUCUCCAGAUCUACUGUAUGAAAGAAGGUGUCAAGGAUGUGAACAUCCCUGAUCUCAUAAAGCAGCUUGAUAUCCUGGGGGACAAUGGGAAUUUAAGAAAUGAAGAACAAGUGGCCAUAAUUCAGGCCAGCACUGUGCUGUCCCUGGCAGAGAAGUGGAUCCAGCAAAUCGAAGGAGCAGAAGCUGCCCUGCACCAGAAAAUGAUGGAAUUGGAAAGUGACAUGGAACAAUUCUGCAAAAUCAAAGGCUAUCUGGAGGAAGAACUAGACUACAGAAAACAAGCUCUGGACCAAGCAUAUAUGAGAAUCCAGGAACUAGAAGCUACUUUGUACAAUGCUCUGCAGCAAGAAACUGUCAUCAAGUUUGGUGAACUGCUGAGUGAGAAACAGCAAGAGGAGCUGAGGACGGCGGUAGAGAAGCUACGGCGGCAGAUGCUGAGGAAGAGCCGAGAAUAUGACUGUCAGAUCCUUCAGGAGAGAAUGGAGCUCUUGCAGCAAGCCCACCAGAGAAUCCGUGACUUAGAAGAUAAAACAGACAUCCAGAAAAGACAGAUAAAGGACUUAGAGGAAAAGAGUAACCGAAAACACGGAUAAAACCCCAGAGAGACAAAUGCUUCUAAACCUUCAAAGAUGGCAGAAAUGUUUACAGCAGUGAGAGAGAGAUCAAAAGCUAAGAACUACCCUGUAGCCAGGACUACAACUGUGUAUUUUAAAGCCAUUAUUCAAGGUUUCUUACUUGACAGUUCCUACAUGACCCUGGUGAAAAUCUACAAUAUAUGCUGCAUUUAAUGAAACGUGUACAUGUCAAGCCAGAAGAAAAGAACUAUAAACAUAUAUUGUGAAGGCAAAAAACAAAUCAACCAUGGAAACAGAUUCAGCAGAUCACACAAAGAUGUGUCUUGGGCAUGGAACCAAAGUUACAAAGAACCAUUCUACCCCUGCUGUGCAGGGGGGUCAUUUUAAUGUAACACCACACCCCAUGGAAACACUAGUCCUGAAAUAAACAUCAUUUAAAAAAAAAAAUCAAAACAAACAACAGAAACUAGGGUGGGUGGGAAUGAAGCACGAGGAAUACCUAUGAGGAGCUAUUUACAAUAAAAUGUUUCAUUUGAAAAGUC
Molecule: messenger RNA, 3338 nt
Organism: Myotis lucifugus (little brown bat)
Lineage: Eukaryota; Metazoa; Chordata; Mammalia; Chiroptera; Vespertilionidae
Gene: JAKMIP2
Product: janus kinase and microtubule interacting protein 2
Exons: 21
Coding region: 382-2814 (810 amino acids)
Molecular function (GO): microtubule binding; kinase binding
Source: RefSeq, a predicted model, not a curated record